AUGAAUUUUGAAAACAGAUGGGUCUUGAGAUCCGCUCUGAACUUCGCAAGUGAUGGAGAAGUAGUUAGAGAAGUAGGUAGAGAGUUCCAGAGAAAAGGACCAGAAAAAGCAAAAGCAGAUUUGGCAAAAGAGUGUUUAACACGAGUUAAGAAAAAGCGAGAAGAAGAAGACGAUCGUAAACCGGGGCGUUUAGAUUUUAUGUUUGCCAUUGACAUUAUUGAAAAGUUAAAUGAAUUGAACAAUAAACUUCAAGGCAAUGGUUUGUUUGCACAUGACAUGUAUUACCAUGUUAAAUCAUUUCAAUCAAAACUUGCCCUGUUUUCUAGACAAGCAGAUGAAAACAAGUUCUGUCAUUUUCCAUUGCUAAAACAGGAACUAAUUUCUGCUGAAGUAGCACAGAAAUACAAAGAACAAAUACAUGAUUUAGCUAGGGAAUUUGAAAGAAGAUUUGAAGAUUUUAAAAACCUGGAGCCUUUGUUUACAAUUCUCACAACACCAUUUUGUAUAAAAGCUGAUGAAAUACCUGAAGACUUGCAGUUGGAACUGCUGGACAUGCAAGCAAAUUGUGAACUGAAAGAAAAGUUUAAAUCAGGUCUUUUGUUAGAAUUUUAUGGCUCUCUGUCUGAUGUAGCAUUUCCAAAUUUUAAAAGAUUUGCUGCAAAAAUGUUUUCAAUAUUUGGAUCCACAUAUAUAUGCGAACAAGCAUUCUCUUGUAUGAAAAUAAAUAAAUCCAAAAAUAGGUCCAUGAUAAAUGACUGCACCUAA
Messenger RNA from Helobdella robusta, 765 nucleotides. RefSeq lists its product as hypothetical. The record is from RefSeq and is a predicted model, not a curated record. NCBI's taxonomy places the organism in Eukaryota, Metazoa, Annelida, Clitellata, Rhynchobdellida, Glossiphoniidae. The transcript is spliced from 2 exons. Bases 1 to 765 code for a protein of 254 amino acids.